AUGGAUGGAAUGUCAAACAACGUUAAUAAUGAAACUAAUGAGAGUAGUCAAUCCUCUCCACCACCACCUUAUAACUCGGUUGUUUAUAAAAAAGAUGCAAAUGAAUUCAAUAGAAUUCAAUCAUCAACUCAUUUUGAUGUUAAUAAUCAAUCAUUUGUUGAUUUUGAUAAUUAUCCUGGACCACCAUUAACAGAUGGUUAUAUACAUGUUGAUCAAAACAAUCUAUCGAUCAAUCAUAAUAAUAUAAUAUCAAAAAAGAUUCAUAUUUAUUUAAUUGUAAAUGGGAUAAUUACAAUAAUAUUUGGUUUUAUUUCUAUUGCAAUACAAAUAAGUAUAAUAAAAUUGCAUUUAAUCACCUAUUAUUAUUAUGGAUUUUGGGGUGGACUAUUUCUUGUUGUUAUUGGUCUAUGUACUAUGGCUCAUCAUCAUGGAAUGGAUAAUUCGAAAAUUUUUCAUUCAUUUCUUUUGCAAAGUGUAUGUGUAGGUAUUCUAUUUGCUAUUGGUAUUAUUAUUAUAUUAACUGAUACAUGUACUGAUAAUACAGCAGAAAAUGAUAAUGGGAAUCAUUUAUGUAGCCAUUCAUAUAAAGUACUUAAUGGAUUUUUACUUAGUACUUUUGCUAUAAUAUUUUUACAAUCAAUAAUGAAUGGAAUUAUAUUUUUUAUUUUGCGAAAACAACCUUCGUCAAUUUGA
Molecule: messenger RNA, 693 nt
Organism: Rotaria sp. Silwood2
Lineage: Eukaryota; Metazoa; Rotifera; Eurotatoria; Philodinida; Philodinidae
Source: the annotation of a GenBank genome assembly